AUGCUUUUUGCUGCCUUUCUAUUUUCUCUGUUGGAAUGGUGGCCUCAUUGCUGCUUUGGUGAAAAUCAAGCAAAAAUCGUCGAUGUACGCAGUAGAACGCUUAGCCGAGGUAAUGAUACUGGAGUGUCUGGAGUGGCUUAUGCCAAUUUUAUGUCUCACACCUUUUCGUAUCUGAACAUCACUGGUAUUGCUUCGAAUUACGUUAUGAAUGGUGGCGAGUGUGGAUUUGCUUGUGUCAACACACCGUCGUGUUUCUCCUUCAACCUGGUUUUAAUUCAAGAUAUAGUCGGUAAAGUGCUGUGUGAGUUACUUCCAUCGGACAUGUACAACAACUCAGACAAGUUUGUAUACAGCUCGAGUCGCCAUCACUAUAGUAUCAGGUCUCCUUGUAUCAGUUCGCCUUGCCAAAACAAUGGAAAGUGCGCCGCACUAUACGAGAGGAACAACUACACGUGUGAUUGCGUGAAUGGCUACACAGGGAAACAUUGUGAAACUGUCGUUUCGAUUUGGAAAAUCGCUGGAUGGACUCUUAUCGCUCGAUUUUCAAAUGACGACACCAAGAACUGGAUGGCUGAUAGCGGCUAUUGGUGGUACGACAAGCAAGUUGCCAUGGGGACAACAAGUAGUACUACUGAAAACGCCGACAUGAUCUCACCCACCUUUUGGUUGACUAGCGGAAAUGAGCUUAAAAUCACGCGCAGUGAUGACACCAAUCACAUUCCCCUGUUACAGACCACAGGUAACUGUUUGACCGGACAAACAUUCCGAUCUAAACUCAAGAGUUAUGGAAACUUUAGAAACGGCACAGUUUGGGCCAGUGACCAGUGUUUAGGAAACUGUACGGUUAUAUAUGGCGGACAAUAUAUGUCAACAGACGGGUUUCAACAAGCUGAGUGCAACGGAACCAUCCAAAGUCCCAACAAGAUUGGCUUUUGGUGUGAUUGGAGCUCUGGUGAUGGAGCAGUGAUGAUGAUUGGUGGAGGAGGAAGUAAAUGUGAUCGUGCAGAUCACGGGAUUGGAAUUACAGAGGCUAACGCUGCUUCGUUUGUAGAUGGGGGCACAGAUGAAUUUGACUUUGGUUAUGACGCUAAUACAGGAAAAACUGCAUCCCAGUCCUAUGCGCUGAACUUGUGGAUUCGUUGAGUUGAUGA
Pocillopora damicornis (cauliflower coral) is the source of this 1151-nucleotide messenger RNA. RefSeq lists its product as uncharacterized. Lineage: Eukaryota; Metazoa; Cnidaria; Anthozoa; Scleractinia; Pocilloporidae. The record is from RefSeq and is a predicted model, not a curated record.